AUACUAUUAACACAAAGAUUGUUGUUCUAUGAUUAACACGCAUAGGAAAUUACAUUAAACCUUACAAAACCAGGUUUAUUUGAAAAUAUUUUCAUGUGUAAUAAGCGUAUAGUAUAAUUAAUAUUUUUUAAUUAUGUUAAAAGUAUCGAUACUUAGUGCUUUAUCGACACUACAACGUAUGACAGUUUUUAAUCUAAAGAAUUCCUGCAAUAGUAUACAUACUACUGUGGCUAAUCAAUUGAAAGAAAUUAAAGCGACCAGAAGCAAUAAUACAUUGACUAUUGAAGGAGUUCAAGUCCAAUCACCUAGAACUAAAUAUUUAAUUAAAAUACCUAGUGAAUGCUGUCCAUUAUGUCGUCUUAAUCUUGAUGUUAAACAUACUGAUGUAUUAAUCUUAAGUCAGUUUGUUAGACCUGAUGGUUGUAUGAUGCCACAACGAAUAACUGGUCUAUGUCGAACUCAACAAAAAAGAAUUAGUAAAAUGGUUUCCAUGGCACAUAAAGCAGGUUUAAUGUGCAAUAUUACUUUAAAUGAUAAGGUAAAGGAUCCAUCUAAAAGAAAAGAUUGGAAAAAAUAUAAUACAUACUAUGAUGAAUCUACAAUUAAAGUAUAUGAAAAUCAUUUUCAAAUUGCCAGAAGAGAUAUUAUUUCUAAAUAUUUGAAAUCUUCAUCGUAAAUUUUUAUUUUAUUUAUUAGUUUACUUACAUAGAUCAUAAUAUAAAUAAUAUACUACUACUUUCAAAACCAAUUAAAUUGUGUUUUAUAAAAGAACUUAAGUAUAAGUAAAAAGAUUGG
Messenger RNA from Daktulosphaira vitifoliae (grape phylloxera), 795 nucleotides. It is a transcript of the gene mRpS18A, whose product is annotated as 28S ribosomal protein S18a, mitochondrial. Gene Ontology annotation, biological process: mitochondrial translation. Bases 134 to 676 code for a protein of 180 amino acids. The record is from RefSeq and is a predicted model, not a curated record. Lineage: Eukaryota; Metazoa; Arthropoda; Insecta; Hemiptera; Phylloxeridae. Gene Ontology annotation, molecular function: small ribosomal subunit rRNA binding; structural constituent of ribosome. The transcript is spliced from 4 exons. Gene Ontology annotation, cellular component: mitochondrial small ribosomal subunit; ribosome.